AUCUCCUUCCGACUCUUGACUGAAACAACGGAACUGAGAGCGUCGUUGUAAGACCAUGUCCGGCAAGACUCUGUCAAUUUUGGGUUGUGGCAACCUUGGGCAGCCAAUUCUGAGCAGUCUUCUCGGCGAAUCUGGCAGCGACAAAAAUUUAAAAUUCGAUAAGUACAUUGCAUGCGUAAGGAGCGAGGCUUCUGAGAAGAAGUUGGGCGAGAAAUAUCGGGAAGCUGUCGAAUCAGGGAAGCUUUCCAUCUCAAGAGGGGACAAUGUCAAGGCUGCACAAGACGCAGAUGUUGUAAUACUUGGAGUUGAUCCAGCAGAUGUUGAGUUAACUCUCAAGCAAGAAGGUCUGUCUGCUGCGCUGAGCGGGAAGCUUCUAAUCAGUCUUGCUGCUGGGUGGACAAGAGCAGACAUCGAGAAGCUGCUUAUAUUGAGCAAAGACAAGAUCUGGGUUGUUCGCACUCUGCCAAACAUCGCCGCGCAGGUUUCCGAGUCACUCACAGCGAUCGAGGACCCUGAUAAAGAUAUACCGAAAGAACUGGUGGCGAUCACCGACACAAUCUUCAACCAGGUUGGAAAGAUCGCGCACAUUGACCCGAGGUUGAUGAACGCUUCGACAGCCGUAGGAGGGUCGACACCCGCGAUGUUCGCUGUUAUCUGCGAUGCUUUUAUCGACGCAUCAGUGGCUGUUGGUAUGCCUAGGGCAACUGCGCAGACCAUGAUCUACCAGAGCAUGGUCGGCACAGGACGAAUGUUGCAAAGCGGCAUUCACCCCGGCGUUCUCAAGGAUCAGGGAACAUCACCGGAGGGCUGCACGAUAGGUGGUUUGAUGGUGAUGGAGGAAGCUGGUAUUCGUGGUCAUCUUGGCAAGGCGCUCAGAGAAGCCGUGACUAUUGCGCGCUUGAUGGGUCAAAAUCCUCACGUCAAUGACACUCGGCAAGGGCAAUAGAAUGAAGAAGAGUCCGUGGUCGCAAUCGAUCACGAUACUGAUAGAAGUGGGCGAUACCGUGUUGUCUGCAAGUAAUUUCUGCGCGUGAAGCGCGUUGUUUUUUCUGAAGGUCGUAAGCACGCAAGAGCUCCUUUGUAACGGUUGAGAGGAGAAGCAGAUCACGUGUUGUUGGCGGUGGUCUUGUGCUGCUUCCUCAUGUUGUUGAGCACCUCUUACCUCAGCUGCAUCACAAACACGUCGUCAAAACAGACCCCGCAGCGAGCCUUGGAGAGAAAAGAUACAAGCAGAACAAGAACACAGAACAACACAAUACACUCGUUUACAU
Messenger RNA from Didymella exigua CBS 183.55, 1271 nucleotides. RefSeq names its product pyrroline-5-carboxylate reductase. Lineage: Eukaryota; Fungi; Ascomycota; Dothideomycetes; Pleosporales; Didymellaceae. The transcript has 2 exons. The coding region runs from base 56 to 946 and encodes 296 amino acids. Gene Ontology annotation, molecular function: pyrroline-5-carboxylate reductase activity. The record is from RefSeq and is a predicted model, not a curated record. Gene Ontology annotation, biological process: L-proline biosynthetic process.